Myripristis murdjan (pinecone soldierfish) is the source of this 1320-nucleotide messenger RNA. Its product is annotated as adenosine receptor A1-like. Gene Ontology annotation, biological process: G protein-coupled adenosine receptor signaling pathway. Gene Ontology annotation, molecular function: G protein-coupled adenosine receptor activity. The record is from RefSeq and is a predicted model, not a curated record. The transcript has 4 exons. NCBI's taxonomy places the organism in Eukaryota, Metazoa, Chordata, Actinopteri, Holocentriformes, Holocentridae. Gene Ontology annotation, cellular component: plasma membrane. Bases 1 to 1320 code for a protein of 439 amino acids.
AUGAAUGUAACGCCUGCUGGCUGUCUGGACGCCACGCCUUCUGCAUACCAACCCCGCCUUAAAGGGCCCUACAUCGCUGCCGAGCUCCUCAUCGCCCUGCUGGCCAUCACGGGCAACGUCCUGGUCUGCCUGGCUGUGACCAGGAACAGGAGGCUUCGCACCGUCACCAACUACUUCCUGGUGUCACUGGCAGUAGCAGACAUCCUGGUGGGCUUGCUGGCCAUCCCCUGUGCAGUGCUGACAGACCUGGGGCAGCCCCGCCACAACCUGCCGCUGUGCCUCGUGCUGCUCAGCAUCCUGAUGGUGCUCACACAGAGCUCCAUCCUGAGCCUGCUGGCGGUGGCGGCGGAGCGCUACGUGGCGAUCCUGCUGCCCUUCCAGUACCAGCGCAUCAUGAGCCCCAGGAACGCCCGGCUGGCCCUGCUGGUCACCUGGAGCCUGGCUGCCAUCUCCGGCACUGUGCCGCUCAUGGACUGGCACAAACAACCAGGAGACUCUGAGUACUGCAUCUUCACCUGCGUGGUGGAUAUGACCUACAUGGUCUACUUCAACUUCUUCUGCUGCCUCCUGGUGCCGCUGGUGGCCAUGUUCAUCAUCUACGCCCACAUCUUCCUCACCGUCCGCCGCCAGCUCAGACGCAUCGCCGUGGCCACAAGAACUGCAGCCGGGGCCGGGCUGCAGGACGGGCCCGCUACCGGGAGUGGGAGCACCGGGAUAGGGUCCGGGACGGAGGUCACCGUGGUCCAGGGCUCAGAUGGUGAUGGCGCUGGAGGAGAUGAGACUGACAUGGGGACGGAGACAGGAAGUGGUGGAGACGCCAAAGAGGGAACAUCGAAGACUGAAGUUUUCCAUGAGGUGGGUGCAUCUGAGAGUGGAUUAGGAACUCCGGGUGAGGCUUCAAAUGGGACUGGGGAAGUGGUUGGGUGUGCUUCUCAAACUGUGCCCACCACUAUUUUUACAAAGCCAGGCUUCAGGAUUGGACCAACUGGCUCUGGUAGCUCCACUUCGAGCUCGGGGUCGGUUGGAGGGUCCGAUGACGGCAAACCCGGCGCACGCACCCGCCAGGAGAUCCGCAAGGCCACCUCUCUCUUCCUGGUCCUGUUUCUCUUCAUGGUGUGCUGGAUGCCCAUCCACUGCAUCAACUGCGUCCUGCUGCUCUGCCCACAAUGCCCGGUGCCCAUGUCGGUCACCCUGGUGGCCAUUUUGCUCUCCCAUGCCAAUUCGGCCCUCAACCCAAUCCUGUACGCCUACAGGAUGAGGUCUUUCAGGCGCACUCUGACAGGGAUGUGGCAGUGGAUCUUCACAACAAAACACCAGUAG